CACACACCCAUACAAGACAGUGUCAGUCUCAAAGGGAAAUUUCUUCCCACCUGAAGGAACCUCCUGAAAAAGAAAGAGGUGACCACAGCAGAAGCCUAGAAAGAUGCUUAUUAGAGUCAACACUUUCCACAUUCUCACUGCCUCAGCAUUUGUCCUGUUCUUCAUAUUCUCAUCAUGGAGAAGACAUGAGCGGCACCAGGGAGCCUGUGCUUCCAACAAGACCCAUGUGCUGAUUCUCUCUACCUGGCGUUCUGGAUCCACUUUGGCAGGCCAGCUGUUCAGCCAGAACUCAGAGGUCUUCUACUUGAUGGAACCAGCAAAGCACGUGUGGAACCGCAUGCCGUGGGGCAGCCCAGAGCUCCUCCAGGGGCCUUUGAGGGAUUUGCUGCGCUCCAUAUUUCUCUGUGACAUGACAGCCCUGUGCUCUUAUAUAGAACAGCCAAGCAAGGUUUACCAUCUCUUCAUGUGGUCCAUGAGCCGGGCCUUGUGUUCUCCUCCCGCCUGUGAAGCCUUCAGUCGCUCCGACAUCAUAGAUACAGUAAACUGUAAUGCCCGUUGUGGUCACUCAGCUAUAGAGAAAAUUUCAGAGGCCUGCACCACUUAUAGCCAUGUUGUGGUUAAGACUGUACGCUUUUUCCAACUGGAAGCACUUUAUCCACUCCUGACGGAUCCUUCUCUCAAUGUCCAUGUUAUACACUUGGUCAGGGACCCCCGUGCUGUAUAUGCUUCCCGUCAGACUAUCUCCCUUUUCCCUGAUGAUCUCCUCAUCAGCAAUGCCAUAAAUGUAACCCCCAGCACCCAGGUUGUCAUGCGCAAAGUCUGCCAUAGCCAGGUUGGGAUGUAUCUCACAGCCAUGAACCAAAUGCCUCCAGCUCUGAGGAAGCGGUAUCUCCUAACAAGAUAUGAAGAUCUAGUGAGGGACCCCAUCAGGAAGUUGGCAGAGUGGUACAAAUUCACUGGCUUGACUUCCUCCCGUAAACUUGAGGCUUGGAUUUACAACAUAACUCACUGGCCCGCCAGCAACACUGAUAAAUCCGAUGUGGAUCCCGUUGGAAUACAGAAAAAUGCCAAUAUGGUAUCCCAGGCUUGGAGGAAGCACCUUCACUUCCAAGAUGUGAAAGAAGUACAGAACAUCUGCCAACUGGCUAUGAAAGUAUUUGGUUAUAGACAGGUGGGGUCAGAGCUGGAGCAGAGAGAUUUGAUGUUGGAUCUUGUCCUUCCCCAAAAGAAGACUUAAAUCCCAGGCAAGAGAACUGUAGCCAUCUCGUGAGGGAGAGUGGAGAGGGCGAACGAGCCUUGUCCACCCACCAUAUUCCUUACAGAGGUGGUGUGCUGUACAAAAAGGUGGAUGUGGGAUGUCAAGUUUUUUUCCAGACAGUCUCCAGAAGACCAACUUCAUUAUGUCCCUUUCCUUAUUUUCAAAAUAAAGACAUGUCCUCACAUUUCUAAGGAUUAUAUUUGUCUGUGUGCACUUUUUGCGCUAUCUUCAGGAUCAGUCCACAAAUAUGUUUGACUAACAACAAUUCCUGCGGGAGACUUUCAAGGCAAGAGAAAGACAAAAGUGGUUGGUUAAUGCUUUCCUCUGUAGAGACUUCCUUAGUGAUCUCCUUCCAACUACAGACCUUGCUUAACUUCCAAGAUCUGACAAGAUCAGGCAACAUUCUGCCACUUCCCUA
Messenger RNA from Sphaerodactylus townsendi, 1676 nucleotides. Its product is annotated as carbohydrate sulfotransferase 5-like. Gene Ontology annotation, biological process: N-acetylglucosamine metabolic process; keratan sulfate proteoglycan biosynthetic process. The coding region runs from base 104 to 1237 and encodes 377 amino acids. The transcript has 2 exons. The record is from RefSeq and is a predicted model, not a curated record. Gene Ontology annotation, molecular function: N-acetylglucosamine 6-O-sulfotransferase activity. NCBI's taxonomy places the organism in Eukaryota, Metazoa, Chordata, Lepidosauria, Squamata, Sphaerodactylidae.